Molecule: messenger RNA, 2525 nt
Organism: Sycon ciliatum
Lineage: Eukaryota; Metazoa; Porifera; Calcarea; Leucosolenida; Sycettidae
Product: U4/U6.U5 tri-snRNP-associated protein 1-like
Exons: 26
Coding region: 285-2354 (689 amino acids)
Biological process (GO): maturation of 5S rRNA; mRNA cis splicing, via spliceosome
Cellular component (GO): U4/U6 x U5 tri-snRNP complex
Source: RefSeq, a predicted model, not a curated record
CAAAUAAGUUUAUUGACAUGACUUGCUGAGUUCAUUUUCUAACCAUGGCAUGAGAUUGUUGUUGAAUGCCUUACCCCACAUUCGAUUCUUGAAUAUCGAUAUCCUUUGCUCUGUUACUGACUAGGAAGGAAGUAGGCUGUUCGGCUUCUUUCUUACGACGGGUUUGCCGUAGUAGUUCAUACUCCGAGUUAGCGUCUAUGUGUAUUUGGUUCAGAUGUUUGUUAUUCAUUGAAGAGUCAGGUCGAAGUAUUCAGUGAUCGGCCUUAGGGCCACUGUAGUCAGUCAUGUCUGCACAACAGGAUGGAGGCGGUAGCUCUGAAUCCCUUAGUAUCGAGGAGACCAACAAACUUCGUGCCAAACUUGGAUUGAAGCCACUAGAAGUUGAGGACUCUUCAGGGAAAGAGUCGACGAGCGAACGCAAAGAUGUUCACCGGCCUGCUAAGAACAUUCUCGAUGAGGCGCACACAAAGAAGAUCAAGGCGAAGAUGGAAAGGGUGCGGAUGAUGCGAGAGACACACAAAACGUUAAGUUCAGUGAAAACAUUGGGUUCCAGGGACGACGAAGAUGACGAUAUCACGUCUUGGCUGACGAAAUCGCGCAAAUUGGACAAGGAGCGGCUGAAAGCAGAGAGAAGGCAACGCGAGCUUGAUGCUAUGGAUGAAGAUUUUGGUGUUAGUGCCAUGCUUGAUGAAGAGAUGAGUCAGAAGGACAAAAAACGGAAAGGCAAAGGAAAUGAGAGCUACUCUUCGAAGCACCUCGGGGGACUGAAGGUCGAGCACGACGAAGGUGCAUUCAUGGAUGGAACAACCACAGUUCUAACCCUCAAAGACCAAGAUGUUUUAGAGGACGGUGAUGACAUCUUGGUCAAUGUCAACUUGCUAGAUCUUGAGCGGGCAAAAAAGAACCAAGAGAACAAAAAACGAAAGCCAGAAUAUAGACCUUGGGAGGAGGAAGAGCUGGAUGAAGAUGGCAUGCCCAUUAACAAAGCAGUACUUUCGAAGUACGAUGAGGAGAUUGAGGGAAAAGAAAAGAAAUCCUUCACACUAAACACCAGCGGUGCAGCAGACCUGUCUGAUAAGAUGAUGAUGGACAUGAUCAAGAAGGACAUGCAGGCGCGAGCGCAAACUCUGGAUUACUCAAAGGGUGAGUUAGCACGAGAGUACUACACUAGUGAGGAGAUGACAGCGUUCAAGAAGCCGAAGAAGAAGAGGAAAAUGAUGAAGAAGAAAAUGCUCAAGGCUGAUGACCUGCUACGAAUAGAUCCAGACGAAUCCGAGGCACCACCACAGCCUCCCAAGGACCGGCGCUCUUCUCGAAGGGAGGCACCGCCUUCGAUCAAGAAAGAACCUGUGCGGGAAACGGCGGAGGAGUUGAAGCUGUCAGAUGAAGAGGAUGACGAUUCAGAGUUACGCAUUGCGCUCGCAAGGACGCGGCGUUUGCGACAAAUGGAGAGACGCAGAUCCCCUUCGCCUGUCCAGGAUGCCCAGGUCAAGAUGGAGGAUAGCAGUGAUGAGGAAGAAAAGAGCGUCUCCUUUGCUGGUGCCAUUAUAAGUACAACAUCUGAGUUCUGUCGCACUGUCGGCGCUGAAGACGCUUCUCCCACCCAUCGGCCAAGUCACUCCGUUUCUAUGGAAGAAAGCGAUGAUGAUAAUGAUGAUAUGGAUAUCGAAGAACCGGAGGAAGGUGCACCAGGUACAGCUGGUUGGAGUCAAGUGGACCCGCGACAAAAAAAGAAGGACAAGAUUGAAGUAAAGCUUGAACAUGUUGAUAUUUUGGAGGCUGAGCCGAUCGUGUCCAGCAGUUUAGCGGCCACUCUGCAGAUGGCCGAUCAGAAAGGUUUCCUCGAGCAGCAGAAGUCUAAAGAUGAGCUGCGCAAGGGCGUAAGCCUCCAGCUCGUAGGGAGCGCAGCAGAAAUGGAUGCCAAGGCCCGCGACAGAGCCGGGGAGCUGAGAGAUAGGGAGCGAGAGAGAGAGCGGAGGGAGCGAGACAGGGAGCAUGAUCGUGAUAGGCACUAUGACCGAGAUCGAGAAAGGAAUCCUCUGGAGAAACCCGGUUAUAAGCCAAAAGUCAAACUGGAGUACUCUGAUAACAGUGGUCGUCUCCUUGACGAGAAGGAGGCAUUCCGCCAGCUCUCUUGGAGGUUCCAUGGCAAGACGUCUGGCAAGGCAAAGACUGAGAAAAGGAGGAAGAAACUGGACGAGGAAAAGAAAAUGUUGAAGAUGAGCUCGACUGAUACACCGCUUGCGACCCGAGCUCUUCUCGAGGACAAGCUGAAGGAAACCAGCUCGCCGUUCCUGGUUCUCAGUGGCAGUGCGCAGCGCUCCUUGACUGCGAACACCAUAACGAAAACCUAACUUCAAACUGUGAAUAUUGCGUAUUGCGUUGCACAGCUGGCUGUGCUUCACUUUAUCAUCAUUGUAUAUAGAUACUGCAGCAGUCAUGUCUGCCAUUUACCUGUUGUACAUAAUGUUCUCCUUUCUUCUCCAUGUCAUCAAAUAGUUCAUAACCAAGAGUGUGUAGCUGUA